GUCUUCAGGGAGUUGGAGCCUGCUGUGCUGUCCUGCCUCCAAGGCUACAGUGUCUGCAUUUUCACCUACGGUCAGACAGGGACCGGGAAGACCUACAGCAUGGAGGGCCCACCUGAGGACCCCGGCAUAGCUCCUCGGGCACUGCAGUCACUGUUCCGGGAGAUGGGGACGGGAGGGCAGCACUGCGUGACCCUCAGCAUGGUGGAGAUCUACAAUGAGGCUGUCAGAGACCUCCUGGCCCCGGGGCCUCCUGAGCGUCUGGCUGUGAGGCAGGGCCCAGGAGGCCAUGGGGGGAUCCAGGUGGCAGGCCUCACCUCCUGGGAUGUGCCCAAUCUGGAGACACUGUACCAGAUGCUGAGCCUGGGGAGGAGCAACAGGACCACUGCCACGACAGCCAUGAACCAGCACAGCUCCCGCUCUCACGCUCUGGUUACCCUGACGCUGCAUGCAGCAGCCCCACCACGGGGCCCAGGCACUGCAGGCACGCUUCACUUGGUGGACCUGGCAGGAUCUGAGCGAGCCUGGAAGGCAGGGGCGGCUGGCCCGUCGCGAGGAGAGCAGGAAGGCGCCCAGCGUCUGCGGGAAGCCCGGACCAUCAACCGCUCACUGCUGGCACUAGGAGGGGUGAUGGCUGCGCUGCGGGCCCGGCGGCCCCACGUGCCUUUCCGCGAUUCACAGCUCACACGCCUGUUGCAGCCAGCGCUGGGCCCCGGCGCCACUGCGGUUCUUCUGCUACAGAUCUCCACCAGGCCCGAGGAUCUUGGUGAGACCGUGUGCUCCCUCAAGUUUGCCGAGCGAGUGGGUCAAGUGGAGCUGGGCCCAGCCCGGCGCCGCACAGCCCCGCGCUCGGGGACACCCUCCUCCCUCAGCACUGACACACCACUCACAGGGACUUCCUGCACUCCCACGCCAUCCCCCGGUGGACCCCCAAGUCCUGGCCCAGACAGUGGCUCCAUCUUGGCCUUUGCACCCCAGGAGGACCUGCCACUGUAGCCCUGCCCAAGGAGCCUUGGGUGGCGCCUCUGCAGGCAGAGGCAGCAAAGUCCCUACAAGUCUCCACAACCCCCAGAGUUGCGCCUACCCCACCACUGGUCCUGCAAGGAGUGUUAGGUCUGGGGAAAUGAUUCCCCCAGCUCCCACCUUAUCACCAUUUGCUGUUAUCAGCACACAGCAGGGGAUCCCAGAGCCCAGGGAGGGAGGCAGACCCUGGUCUGGCCAAGUGGUUACCAGUCAGUCUUGCCAACAAAAAUCAGACUCGGCUAGUCAAAACGUUGUCGGUUCCUUUACUAUCUAUCUUCCUUGCUACCACCACCAAAACCCAAGUAGGUUUCCUACUCCCUAUCCCUCUUCCCCAAAACGGUGCUACCUUCUAACAGUUGAGGGAAGACAGGACUUCAGUCACCAUUAGGUUCUCCCUCCCCCAGCCUGCAGUGAGGGAGGGGAGGUGACAUGGUGAUGGAUGGCUGGCUGGCUGGCUGGACGGACAGAGGGCCAGGAAAGGUGGAACCAGAAAAGGGACAGGAAGGGCUACUCUAAGCAGAGCCCCACUCUUCCCUGCCUUGCCUCUGGGGCUGAAGAGAAGCAUGACUGACCACCAGGGCCAGGGUGGUACCCAACUGGACCACAGUCUUUAAUGGGGUAGUCCAAUAAACUGUGGGCUCCAGCAUGGCUGGUGCCUGAUGUCUCAAGA
Manis javanica (Malayan pangolin) is the source of this 1690-nucleotide messenger RNA. The record is from RefSeq and is a predicted model, not a curated record. Lineage: Eukaryota; Metazoa; Chordata; Mammalia; Pholidota; Manidae.